Molecule: messenger RNA, 959 nt
Organism: Phoenix dactylifera (date palm)
Lineage: Eukaryota; Viridiplantae; Streptophyta; Magnoliopsida; Arecales; Arecaceae
Product: tail fiber
Source: RefSeq, a predicted model, not a curated record
UCCAUCUCGAGGUGUAGGUGGGUUUUUCCUCCUCUUUCCUGUCUCUCGAAUCAUGGCACCUUCAGCGAAGACGGGGUGGACAAGCAGCAGAAUCGCCUACAUCGCCUCUCGCGUAUAUUUCGUCCUCAUCAUCUUCCAAAUCCCUCUGUUCAGGGUCCCAUGCAGAUCAGGGAUGUGUACAACGCCAAUACAAGUGACAUCUUCACAAUUAAUUGCAAAUGAAGUAUUUCCUCCAUUUAUUGUGAAGGCUCUCCUCUACCCCGGAGCUAUAGUGAAUGGUCUCCUCAGAAACAUGACCUUCCCAAGCUGGGACAAUUUGCUUCACAUGUACAACCUGACAGAGGCUAAAAAUGCUUCAGCAGUAGUUGAUCUUCAGCGCCUAGAGGUUCUUGCUGGAAGCUACUUCUCCGUUGCAGGUGCCCUCGUAGGUCUCAUAAAUCCUGGGAGAAUGACCUUGUUUGGGACUCUCUUGGUUGUCUGGGGCCUUGUAAAGGAAGGGAUUUUGGGGAAACCAGCAAACACUGAUCCAACAAAAGCUGUUUAUGUCUACCCAACAAUUGUGGUUGCACUAGUAUGUGCCUUUUCAUCUAUAAGGUACAAUGUGAAGAAGGAAGUCAGAAAUGGUCAGGCUGCACCCGUCGCCAAGCCACUGAAGAGCUCGGCCAAGUCGAAACUGAAAUAGAUGAUGCACGGGGAAGAAUGGGUUCUUCCAUCAGAAAAAAAUGGGAAGAAUGGCUUUUGCUCGAUUGCAUCAGAUUAUUUUGAUUUUGUUUGGCAAGAAGCCAAUUUUAGAACUCGUUACAGUGCUGUAAUAGUAUGCUAUUUAUGACAUAGGAAGUAGCAAAAAAAUUCAGUGUGAUGUUCAGUAUUUAAACUCGGUGCUUGUAGUAUGUACACAGGUUACAGUGAGAAUAUGUCGGCUUUUGGGGCAAGCAGUUAACUAUCAUCAUUUCUGAGAA